AUGUCUAUUGAUAAAGUUCAGUGCAUAAGGGCGAGCGUAGAUUGCCAGUCAAGCAGCAGCAGUAAUGGCGAGAGUGAAGAGAUGCUAGGCAAGCACGGCAAGAGAUCGUUAGUAGGAUGGCUGAUCGAAACACGCAACGCGUUGCCAGCCAGCAGCAUCCGUCCAAAGGACAUCUUCAAUCCGCCGCCGUGUGCGAUGGAGACGACGUGUUAUAGCGCGUAG
Messenger RNA from Anisakis simplex (herring worm), 222 nucleotides. The record is from the annotation of a GenBank genome assembly. Lineage: Eukaryota; Metazoa; Nematoda; Chromadorea; Rhabditida; Anisakidae.